Molecule: messenger RNA, 915 nt
Organism: Morone saxatilis (striped sea-bass)
Lineage: Eukaryota; Metazoa; Chordata; Actinopteri; Moronidae
Gene: gjd2b
Product: gap junction protein delta 2b
Exons: 2
Coding region: 1-915 (304 amino acids)
Biological process (GO): cell communication
Cellular component (GO): connexin complex
Source: RefSeq, a predicted model, not a curated record
AUGGGGGAGUGGACCAUAUUAGAGCGUCUCUUGGAGGCGGCUGUCCAGCAGCACUCCACUAUGAUCGGAAGGAUCUUACUGACUGUGGUGGUGAUUUUCCGGAUUCUGAUCGUGGCGAUUGUUGGAGAGACUGUGUACAACGAUGAGCAGUCCAUGUUCGUGUGUAACACCUUACAGCCGGGCUGCAACCAGGCCUGCUACGAUAAGGCUUUCCCCAUCUCACACAUCAGGUAUUGGGUGUUCCAGAUCAUCAUGGUGUGUUGCCCCAGCCUCUGCUUUAUCACCUACUCUGUGCACCAGUCUGCCAAGCAGAAGGAGCGGCGCUACUCCACAGUGUACCUCUCUCUGGACAAAGACCCAGAUUCCUUGAAGAGAGAUGACGCCAAAAAGAUCAAGAACACCAUUGUGAAUGGAGUGCUGCAGAACACGGAAAACUCCAACAAGGAGGCAGAGCCAGACUGCUUGGAGUUCAAGGACAUCCCCAACUCAGCCCUGCGAACUACAAAGUCAAAAAUGAGAAGGCAAGAGGGCAUCUCCAGGUUCUAUAUCAUCCAGGUGGUCUUCAGAAAUGCAUUAGAGAUAGGGUUUCUGGUGGGUCAAUACUUCCUGUAUGGAUUCAACAUCCCUGCAGUGUAUGAGUGUGAUCGAUACCCUUGCAUAAAAGAUGUAGAGUGCUAUGUUUCCAGGCCAACAGAGAAGACAGUUUUUUUGGUCUUCAUGUCUGCGGUCAGUGGCAUCUGCGUGGUGCUGAACUUGGCAGAGCUCAACCACCUUGGGUGGAGGAAGAUCAAAACUGCUGUGAGAGGUGUGCAGGCCAGGAGAAAGUCCAUUUAUGAGAUCCGGAACAAAGACUUGCCCAGGAUGAGUAUGCCCAACUUUGGGCGCACUCAGUCCAGUGAUUCUGCAUAUGUGUAA